AUGAGCUGGAUUAGUUUUACUUAUUUGGAAGAAUACCUGAGCUUUGUGGUUCACCCUCUGUGGUUAUUCCUGCUUCCGAUUUUGAUUUAUUCACAUUGGCUAUAUUUUUAUUUUGUUGGCUGUGUUAUCUCAUUUUUGUUCAAUGCUUACAAGAAGAUGAAUAACCUCCAAGGAAAUGAUUUUUAUAGCAAAUUUUGGGACAAGCCAAGGCAUGCUUUGGCUCGAUUUGUAGAGCUAGUUGGAAAGAUAUGGCAUGGUUAUGAAAUUUAUGGCAUGGAACAUCUCCCUACAGGACCAGGGAUUGUUAUUUAUCAUCACUCAAGUAUUCUUGUCGGCUAUCCCUUAUUUGUGACAAAAGUUUUUACAGAGACAGGGAGACUGUGCCAUUCAGUAAUUGAUCGUGCCCUGUAUGGAAUCCCAGGGCUGAAGACGUUUUAUGAUGUUGUCUUAUUGAGAGAUUUCACAAAUGCAGAAUGUGUGGAAAUUCUGAAGAAAGGCCAUUUACUGGGCAUUGCACCUGGUGGAGCUAGAGAAGCAAACUUUAGUAAUGACUACAGCUUAAUAUGGGGUAACCGCACAGGUUUUGCUCGAAUAGCUUUGGAGGCAAAAGUGCCCAUCAUCCCAAUAUUUACACAAAACAGUUGUGAAGCAUACAGGAGCUUGGGAAAGACAAGGCUGACAAAAUGGCUGUAUGAGAAAACUCGACGUGUACUCCUUCCCACUUAUGGAGGACUUCCAGUGAAACUGAGGACAUAUGUUGGAGAACCCAUCCCAUAUGAUCCAAAUAUAACUGCCACAGAGCUGGCUGAAAACGCAAAGACUGCACUUGAAAAUCUUCGGGAUAGACACCAAAAGAGGCCAGGAAAUAUAUUAAGAGCUCUUUUAGAACGAUUUGAUAAGCAUGACAAAGCCGACUAGUCUAUAUAAAAUAAGCUAUAUGUUUGUAAUAGGAAAAAUUAAUAAUUAUGUAAUUAAAGCUAAGUUAACAUG
Messenger RNA from Podarcis muralis (Common wall lizard), 990 nucleotides. Its product is annotated as DGAT1/2-independent enzyme synthesizing storage lipids-like. Gene Ontology annotation, molecular function: acyltransferase activity. Lineage: Eukaryota; Metazoa; Chordata; Lepidosauria; Squamata; Lacertidae. Gene Ontology annotation, cellular component: membrane. The record is from RefSeq and is a predicted model, not a curated record.